Paramacrobiotus metropolitanus is the source of this 1877-nucleotide messenger RNA. Its product is annotated as RNA-binding protein squid-like. Gene Ontology annotation, cellular component: nucleoplasm. The transcript has 8 exons. Lineage: Eukaryota; Metazoa; Tardigrada; Eutardigrada; Parachela; Macrobiotidae. The record is from RefSeq and is a predicted model, not a curated record. Gene Ontology annotation, biological process: regulation of gene expression. The coding region runs from base 668 to 1678 and encodes 336 amino acids. Gene Ontology annotation, molecular function: RNA binding.
UCUGGAUUCUGGAACCGUUUGCGUGCGACGUGAGUCUGGUUUUGAGUGAUGUCCCUGAAAGGUGGCCGCGGUAACGACAUGGACGAUCUCAGCAACAUGGAACCGAUUGAUAAACGCUCACCGUGCAUAUGCAUAUGAGAUAGUACAUUUUGAUAUUUCGCUGCUGUAGUAUUUUGCUCCAGUGUUGGUUAUAAUAUGGUCUUCGGUUUUUGAUGUUUAUAUUUACUGUGGAGCAUUAAAUUGUCCUGUGGAGCAGAAAAUCUGAUUUUAUUCUUGAUUGUCUAAAUAACGCAUCUCCAUAGAUGUUUUUCACGUACCGCGGAAGUUAGCUCGGUGUUGCGUGAUAUUUUAGUUUUGAUUUGCACUCUCUCUAUCUCUCACUCGAUGUUAAAUUGUCCUGUCAUGCGGUUGGAUAGAGCAACAAUCUGGGUUUAAUUACUUUCAUGGAUCUUGUGCAAUUUUGUUAAAAAUACUCCACAAGUAAAGGAUUGACGGAGCAUGGGGGUUAGUGAAAACACUACACGGGCAACCAUGAGGAGUCAGGUCUUGCUGGACUUGUACGAAAUAUAUGGAUCGUGUCUGGGCCCCGUUGUACUCUUGCCGCGCAUCCGGUGGGAGCGUUACCGACUUCCUUUUACCACUGGUGACCUGCUAAGAAAUAGCAAAAAUGUUCGUUGGAGGCCUUUCUUUGGAUACGGAUGAGGAAGACAUGAAGAGCUACUUUCAGCAAUAUGGAACAGUGGUUCAUGCUGUUGUCAAGCGAGAUCCCAAUAGCGGUCGAUCCCGAUGUUUCGGUUUCGUCACCUUUGCCAACUCGGCAUCGCUGAGAAAGGUCGGUGAAACCAAGGAGCAUAUCCUCAAAGGUCGCCGAAUUGAUCCCAAAACAGCCGAACCGAGAACUGGAGAUGAGGGAAUUUUGAAAAUUUUUGUUGGGGGUAUUGAUCCCAACAUGAGCGACGAAGACUUCAGAGCGUAUUUUGAGAAGUUUGGAAUGAUUAAAAACAUCGAAUGGCCAAGGGAUCGCAUGAAGAACCAAAAGAAAAACUUCGCCUUUGUUGAAUUCGACGAGGAACGAGUUGUUAACGAAAUCGUCAGAAACGCCAAGCAAGAAAUCGGCGGGAAAAUGUGCGAUGUUAGAAAGGCUAUACCUCCUGCGCAGAAAGCUAUGCAGAAUCAGCAACACGGUAAUAUGGGAAAUAUGGGUAUGGGUCGUGGUGGCGAUAUGGGAUGGGGCGACUUUUCGGGCGGUGGGGGUUAUGGAGGAGGAGGUGGUGGUGGAUACGGCGGAUACGACGCAUAUGCGGCCGCCUACGGAUUGACUCCGGAACAGUAUGCGGCAUACAUGGGCCAAUUUGAUCCAAGUUUCUACGAUCCUAGUAUGAUGGCAGCAUAUUAUGGGAGUUAUGGAUUUGAUGCUUCGGGAUCGUCCGCUUUUGAUUAUGCCGCAGCAGCGGCUGGAUAUGGAUCGUCAGGCGGCUUCGGUGGUGGUGGCGGUAGUGGAGGUUUCGGAGAUGGGUUUAAAAACAUGGGAGGCAUGCGUGGUGGAAAUAUGCGAAGUGGCGGCGGUGGAGGCACAUCGCCGAGGGGCGGUGGAUUCAACAAACCUGGAGGAGGGAUGAAUGGAUCGGGCGGCAGUCGCGGAGGCCGGGGUAGUACAUUCCAUCCAUACCGUCGUUGAACGUUGCCCGUCGCACAUGUAUCAUAAUGUUGUCCACAAUUAGCUCCGGAUUUUGCGCUAGUUUACUUAUAUCUUCUUUGUUAUUUUGCAAUGUUUUCCUGGCAUAUUGCCGUGAAAGGGUAACUCUCCACGGUAUUGUUGUAAACGAAGGUAUACUAUACGGGAUUCCGAUUUUGCAUGAUUAAAUUCAUUGUGGGGA